ACGGUGAACCAGUCUCGCAGAAGCAGUCAUAUUUUCUAAAAGCUCAACAAGAACGUACAACGCCAUGAAUCCAUUUUUCAUGGGCUUUGAUGGUCCGCCCUUAACUCGUUCCCGCUUCGUCAUCCCGGAUUUCGGGUUGCCUAUGCCACAUGAUCAUAUAUUGCAGGCUAUAGGGCCCAUGAUGACACGAGAUCCUUACAGGCCGUGGCCGAUGGCCCCAGCUGAGAGAGAUUUUGGUUCCACCAUAAAAUCCGACAAGAAAAAAUUCCAUGUCACCAUGGACGUGCAACAUUUCGCCCCUGAAGAAAUCACGGUGAAGAUAGUUGACAAUUACGUCGUCAUUGAAGGCAAACAUGAGGAGAAGAAGGAUGAGCACGGUUUUAUUACCCGGCAGUUCACUCGUAAAUACGCGCUGCCCCAAGAUUGCGACCCCGAUACUGUGGAGUCCAAACUUUCCUCAGAUGGUGUUCUCAGCAUCAUCGCACGGAAAAUAGCGGCUGCGAAGAACGAGCGAAAUGUGCCGAUAACGCAGACAGGCCCUGUGCGGAUGGAGAUCAAAAAUGAAAACGUACCUCAAGCCGAGCAGAACGCCGAGCAGAACGCCGAGUAGUCUCAAAAACCCUGUGCAAUGUUCUCUUUGUUUAUUUCGUAUUUUGCAAGACUGAGUUUGUACUUCUACGGUAAUUAAGUUUGUACAUUGAUUUUACCAAGUACCUAUUUGAUAUUAAUAUUUAUUUCAGUUCGGUGUAUAGUUAUUUUUAACUCUAUAUUAAACUGGCUUACC
This is a messenger RNA of Pararge aegeria (speckled wood butterfly), 784 nucleotides long. Its product is annotated as protein lethal(2)essential for life-like. The record is from RefSeq and is a predicted model, not a curated record. NCBI's taxonomy places the organism in Eukaryota, Metazoa, Arthropoda, Insecta, Lepidoptera, Nymphalidae. Gene Ontology annotation, biological process: response to heat; protein refolding. Gene Ontology annotation, molecular function: protein folding chaperone. The transcript has a single exon. Bases 65 to 610 code for a protein of 181 amino acids.